ACCCCCAAACUCUCCAACCCUUACUGCUCAGAUGUCAGGAGCACCGACUUCUGAGCGGGAUAUCCUGGGUUCAGCUCUCGUUGGAAGCAACUUCUAAAUUUCGUAUUUUUAGUUUUCGUAGUAAACAUAAAAGCUAGAGUUUAUUGAGGGUCGGCUCGCGUCUCACGGGUGCAGGUCCGUCCAGGGAAAUAUACAGUUUUUUUCUGAAUUCUAAUGGAAGUGUGCAAGUGGUUUGGACCAGACCCUGGGAAACCUUCGAAGCUCCCAUACCCGCGGACCAAGGAUGAACGAGAGCGUCGCACUUUUUCGGUGAGCGACGAGCUCCAGAAAUGGGCGGGAGUUUUUCAAUUCAAGUCUGUGGGUUCACAAUCUCUCCACCGUCGUCGUGUAAGAUCGAACAUGAUGUUGAUGUCUGUUGCACUGUGAUCUAGUCUCUAGUUUUUAGCUAUUUUUGUCGUUGCAAGGGGUUGUAACCACUUGGUUUGAUUACGUGUGGGUGGUUUUUGGGUGGUUUUCGUUUGUCGGAGGUGCUGCAUGUCACGUUCCGGUGCGCAGCUAGUGUGUGCUAUUGUUGCGUUGCCGAAGUUUACAAAUGUGUAUUGUUUGGGUUCUGGGCACUUUUUUCUUUCGAGGUGGACCUGAAGAGACUUUUUUGAGUGAUUCGGAGCGGAAUGUUGUGGGAUUCAUUCGGAAUAGACCUAGUUAGGGCUGAAUAGCGGGAUUGAAUAGAGAAGGUAUAGAGAACCAAGGUGAGAUUGUAAGCAAAGAAGAGAAAAAUGGAGCAGCAACGGAGGAUGAAGACGGUCCAGCAGAAGUUUCGAAUGAAGGGAUUUACGCUUACGCUGGAUGCUUUGAAGGCAGCGGUGGCUUUCAUAUAUCAGUCUUCAUUGGAUCCUAUCGACGCCUUGGAGUCGUUGCUUGCAAGCACUGAUGACCAUCCUUCUUUGAAAAGUAAUAUGCUGGACAAGACUACUGUGGAGACCAUUAUUGCAGAGGUGAAGGGCCUUGACGAUCAUACUCAAGGCCGGCGUGUUCUACAAGUCGUGGAUGCCUUUAAUAUACCCAAGAUUUGCUUCGACCCUGCUCGAAAAAUACUCUACACCCAACCUGGUAACUUCCCCCUCCAUGGCGAAGCUCAAGCCAAGGCUUCGUUUUACCGAGAGAGAUUCCUGUUGCUGCAGCAGCGUAUACUGAAGGACAAGUAUUUUGCGAAGCCGGCUUUCGAAGGGCAUGUGUCAUCGCAAUUCGGAAGCUGUGAGAUUACGCCAUUGCAAUCGUUGGUGGGGUGUACGGGGAACCGGUGGGUGAUGGGUGUGAUUUUGCAGGUGGAGGAUGGGCGCUUCCAUCUGGAGGAUAUGUCCGCUGUAGUUCCUGUGGAUAUCUCUGAGGCUAAGAUCACGGCAGGAUUCUUUACCGAAAAUUCUGUGGUGCUAGCAGAGGGAGAGUUGCUGGUCAAUGGAGUUUUCAAGGUUUACACGAUGGGAUUCCCUCCUUUGGAGAGGAGGCAAACUUCACUGCGGAGUGCAGCGGGCCUCAGUCUCCUCGCGGGGCCUCCGUUGACCAUGGAAGAAUUUGUUCGGUUAGAGAAACUGGAGAAGCAGGCAGUGAACGAUAUGUUUGUUGUUCUGUCGGAUGUGUGGCUUGACAGCGAAGAAACUAUGGGGAAACUGGAAGAGGUCUUAGACGGGUACGAAUCUAUGGAAGUCGUCCCCUCGCUCUUUGUACUUUUGGGGAAUUUCUGCUCCUACCCAUGCAAUUUGGCUUCGCAUGAUUUCGCUGAGCUUCGGGAACAAUUUUCGCGUCUUGGCUCACUCAUUGCUAGCCACCCUCGCAUCAAAGAUGGCUCCCAGUUUUUGCUUGUCCCAGGACCGGGUGACCCAGGGCCAUCGAAUGUUCUCCCACGCCCUGCUUUGCCAAAAUAUUUCACCAAAGAGGUUCUCAAGCAUGUGCCUAACGCCAUUUUUGGCAGCAAUCCUUGCCGCAUCCGCUUCUACGCGCAAGAUCUCGUCGUGUUUCGCGAGGAUCUGCAAUAUCGAAUGCGUCGCUCUUGCAUCUGCACUCCUUCAGAGGAGGAAACUAAUGACCCCUUUGAGCAUCUGGUAGUGACAAUGUUACAUCAGAACCAUCUCUGUCCUCUACCACUCACCACCCAGCCCAUCAAUUGGAGUUUUGAUCAUGCUUUGUCCCUCUAUCCCACACCAGACACAAUCAUUCUUGGAGAUAGGGCAGCACAGAAUGUGAUUGCUUACAUGGGUGUUACAUGCUUCAACCCUGGUUCCUUUGCGAACGAUGGCACUUUCAUUGCGUACAGACCGGCUACCAGGGAAGUGGAGGUGUCUGCUGUGUGAUAAUUCUUGUUAAUGCUGUAUUUUGGGCUCAGUCAGACCAUGUGUAUCGUGAGUUCAAUGAUCAGGAUGAGCAUUUGAACUUACAUCCUGUAGUGAUAUCGAAUGCGCUCUUGAUGCGGUUUGAUUCGAAUCCUUUACCGAAGAGACUUAUGUUCGAAUCAGGUUCGAAUCUUGGGGUACGCUGAUUAAAAGCCUAGACAAUAAACUUCACUACAGUUGUUGGUGGCACAUCAUCUGAUCAUGCUGAGGGGCUCGCACAGUACUUAAGAUAUCUGGAAGGGUUUAUAUCUUCGAAGUCAGGAUGAUGAAUUUGCAAUGCUUAGGAUUAUGCAAGUCCUGAGAACUUUGCAUCAUCAGUAAUAUUAUCCCGUGAGAUAGCCUGGAACUUUUGGGCGCCCUACGACAGUAUGUGAAAAUUGCAAUCGCAGGCAAUCGACGUUCAUGAAGUGAAGGUGUAUCAUACAGAGUCUGCACCCUCAAGCGGUCUUUCAGUAUAGAGGAUGAAUAGUUGAAAAGUUUGAAAUAAUUCUAAGACUUUUCAACUGUAGAGUAUUGGUUUUGCUACUCUUUUGCUUACAGGGUUAUAUCUUCGCUAACAAGCUUUUAAGAUAGCAUAGUUACUUGAGUUAGCAAAUAAUAAAACACGCUGUUCUUUAGCAGUGGAAAUUGUGACUUGUGACUUGAAUAUGGAAACUCCACAGUCGAUGAAGCCCUCAUCUAUUAUGAAAGUGGGUCAUGAAUAUCGUUCCCGAA
This is a messenger RNA of Physcomitrium patens, 3101 nucleotides long. RefSeq names its product DNA polymerase epsilon subunit B. The record is from RefSeq and is a predicted model, not a curated record. Gene Ontology annotation, molecular function: DNA binding. NCBI's taxonomy places the organism in Eukaryota, Viridiplantae, Streptophyta, Bryopsida, Funariales, Funariaceae. Gene Ontology annotation, biological process: error-prone translesion synthesis; DNA-templated DNA replication. Gene Ontology annotation, cellular component: epsilon DNA polymerase complex.